Molecule: messenger RNA, 3061 nt
Organism: Ornithorhynchus anatinus (platypus)
Lineage: Eukaryota; Metazoa; Chordata; Mammalia; Monotremata; Ornithorhynchidae
Product: E3 ISG15--protein ligase HERC5-like
Exons: 25
Coding region: 1-2934 (977 amino acids)
Biological process (GO): ubiquitin-dependent protein catabolic process; protein ubiquitination
Molecular function (GO): ubiquitin protein ligase activity
Source: RefSeq, a predicted model, not a curated record
AUGGGCAGGACCGGCCGCAGGGGCCGGAGAGACGCUGCUGGCGGGGGGCGGCCCCGCCCGGGGUCCCGGGGCGGCGGGCCGCGGCCGCCCCGUGCGGACCGCGUCGGCCACCUGGGCCUCGGGCCGGACCUCGUGGCGGCGGUGGCCGGGGGCGAGGCCGCCCUUUGGGACCUGCAUCCGGACACCGGCCGGAUCGGGGCCGUCGAGACGCUGCGGUUGGAAAAGAGGAAGAUCCGCUCCCUGCAGAUAGGCUCCUCGCACGUGCUGCUCCUGACCGCCGACGGGAGGGUCUACCGCUACGACCGCAAGCUACCGCUCAGACCCAUCGACGGUCUGCGGGACAGAAGGGUCAUCCAGGUGGCCUGCGGAGACCGCCACUCCAUGGCGCUGACCCGAGACGGCGAGCUGUUCUCGUGGGGGGACGACGAGCACGGCCAGCUGGGGUUGGAGAGGGCGUGGGUCCCGUGCCCGGCUCCGCAGCGGGUGUGUGCCCUGGCGGGGGUCCCCCUGGCCCGGAUGGAGGCCGGAGGGGCCCACAGCCUGGCCCUGUCCGCCACCGGCGCCGUCUUCGCCUGGGGAAGGAACGACCGGGGGCAGCUCGGCCUGGGACACGCCCAAGACGUCCGCCGCCCCACCCCGGUCACGGCCCUGGAGAAGCAGACCAUCGUGUCCGUGUCCUGCGGCGAGGAGCACACGGCCGUGCUCACCCAGGACGGGCUGGUGCUGACCUUCGGAGCCGGAACGCACGGGCAGCUGGGCCACAACUCCACCCGGAGCCAACCGCGUCCGCGCCUGGUGGCCGAGCUCUUCGGAUCCAGGGCCGCUCAGAUCGCCUGCGGGAGGAGCCACACGCUGAUCCACGUGCCCGCGACGGGCCGGGUGUACUCGUGCGGCCGGGGGAACGGCGACCCCCGGCCUCGGUUGAUCCCGCGGCCCCUCCCCGUCCGCGGCCCUCCCGACGCCGGGGAGCCGGGCGCAGAAAUGGAGCUGAAAAUGAUUGCGGGAGGACCUCACAGCCUCUUCCUCUGGACCGCGAAAACGCACGGCUACGUGAACCCGAGCCCGCCGAUCCCCACGGCGACGGCGGAGAAGGCCGAGAGGUGGAGCGCCGACGUGGGGACCGAGCGGUGGCGUGACACCAAAGACGACGUCAAGCUGAUCUUCUCGUCCCCGGCCUGCGUCAACGGCAGCUUCUUGGAGAGCAGGGGCCGGCGGGGGCGCGCGGCCGGCCGGGACCCGCUGGGCCUGGACAUGGCGGCCGUGAGCCGGUUCUUCCGGACGGCGGCGGGGCAGCCUCCCGUCCUGGAGCUGGUCCACAGGUCGUUGGCCAAGCUGCUGCCGUCCCUGCCGCCCCGUCCCGCGUCGGCGGAGUGCCUCCGAGCCUUCCUGAUCGUCCCCGAGCUGCUGAGCCCCGCGGGCCAGACCUCCCUCCGCCUGGCGGGCCGGCUCGCCGGAGCCGUCUCGGCCCUCCGGCCGGAGGACCGCCGGAUCCUCGAGUCCGCGUGGGCCUCCCUGCCCCGGCGCCACUUCCAGAAGCUGGUGGAAACGUUCCGGGAAGCGGCCCGCGAGGAGGUGCGGUCACUGCCGCGGGAGGAGAGCCGGGCCGGCGCGACCGCCCCGCCCUCCACCGCCGCCCUGGAGAUCCUGCAGACCCUCUACGAGGCCAGCUCCGACGCCGAGCCCGCCGUUCCGCACGGAGACUUCCACGUUCCCGAAAUAGCGCAAGCGAUCGAGCGUUCCCAGCGCUCCGUUUCCCGGAGGGGUCGGCGAGGAUUCUCCACGCUUACGCCUCUGUUGCACGUCUUGCCCAGAUCUCCUUGUGCUUUUCGCCAGCGGGACAAGACCUUCCUUCACCGCUUGGAAAUAUCGAGCUCCGCCCCCCCGUGUUAUACGAUUACCGUCGGGAGAGAGGGACUUUUGGAAAACGUCCUGAGGCACCUGGAGGCCCUGAACCGCUCCGUCACCGUUCCCCGCCUCGACGUGCGGUUCUCGGGGGAGCCGGGCAGCGGUCCGGGGCCGACCCAGGAGUUCUUCACGCUGGCCUUUCGGGAACUGUGCUCCCCUCACACGAGGAUAUUCAAGAUCUUCCCGGACUCCCAGCUGCUCUGGUUCUCCGGAGAGGCCCCGGCCCGGGCGCGCCCGGCCCACGUCGGGACCCUGUUGGGGUCGGCCUUGUUCAACGGGAUGAUCGCCGACGUCCCCUUCCCGCUGGCGCUCUACAAAAAGCUGCUGGGCGCCCACCCCACCCUGGACGACCUCCGGGAGCUCUGCCCGACCGAAGGGAGGACGUGCCAGCUCAUCCUGAGGGAAGAUGACGACGAGUAUUUCCAGGAUCUGAUGCUUAAUUUCACGAUCGUGAAGGAACAGGCAGGAUCCGUGACCUGCGUGGAGCUGAAGGAGGACGGGGCGAACCUUCCCGUCACCAGGCAUAACAGGGCGGAGUACGUGGCGGCCUACGUGGACUACGUCUUCAACGGUUCCGUGGACGAAGAGUUCGAAGCCUUCGCCCGGGGCUUCGCCGGGGCCUGCCCCACCCGCUGCUGGACGACCUUCCUCCCCGGGGAGUUGAGGGCCGUGGUCGACGGACACGUCCCCCGCGACUGGACGCGGCUCGAAAAGAGCGCCAAGUACCGGGACUACGAAGAGACGGACGACACCGUUCGGAAUUUCUGGUCCGUGUUCCACGAACUCCAGGAGGAGAUGAAGAAAAAGUUUCUCGCUUUCCUGACCGGCGCGGACCGGCUCCCGGCGUGGGAGUGGGAGCGCCUGGAGUUCUGGAUCGUGGAGCGGGUGGAAGAGAGCCCCGACCUGUACCUCCCCGAGGCCCAGACCUGCCUGAGGAAGCUGCUGCUGCCCCGCUACAGCAGCCGCGAGGUGCUGCGGGACAGGCUGCUCCGCGUCCUCCAACACCCGCAGAGGUUCGGCUGCCUCUGAGCCGGGGCCGCGUCCCCCCGGCGCCCCCGGGGCCGAGCCGUCGCGGGCCGCGGGCGGAGAACGGAAUCCGCGACGCUGCCGGGAUCGUCUUCUCUCGUGCGGUAAUAAAGAGGCGGCUGGCACGACA